Molecule: messenger RNA, 925 nt
Organism: Jatropha curcas
Lineage: Eukaryota; Viridiplantae; Streptophyta; Magnoliopsida; Malpighiales; Euphorbiaceae
Product: calcium-binding allergen Bet v 3
Molecular function (GO): calcium ion binding
Source: RefSeq, a predicted model, not a curated record
UCCACCAAUCCAUGCUUCACCGUUCAAACCAACCAAAUCAACAAAGUUAUUUCUUUCUUUUUGCAAUCCACUGUUAUACCUGUUCUUCUCUCGGACAUUUUAUCAAACACUUCGGUUGCUAACAAAAACCAGAAAGAAAGUGGCAAUGGAAGUUCAAGCGGGAGGCAAACCUUGCCUUACGAGAAAAGGCUCAACCUCCUCUUCCUUUCGCCUUCGCAGCCCAAGUCUCAAUUCCCUCCGUCUCCGCCGUAUUUUCGACCUCUUUGACAAAAAUGGCGAUGGCAUGAUCACAGUCGAGGAUCUUAGCCAAGCACUAACCCUUCUAGGUCUGGACGCUGAUUUCUCCGAGCUUGAAUCUACAAUCAGAUCUCAUAUAAAGCCAGGAAAUGACGGUCUAGCUUUCGAAGACUUUGUUGCUCUUCAUCAAUCUCUGGACGACGCCUUCUCUAGCAACGAGCAGAAUGUCGAGGAUGCAGGGGACGCGAUAUCGCAGGAAGAGUCUGACCUGACGGAGGCUUUCAAGGUUUUCGAUGAAGACGGUGAUGGGUAUAUAUCUGCGCAUGAACUGCAAGUCGUUUUGAGGAAACUGGGGAUGCCUGAAGCUAAAGAGCUGGAUAGAAUUCAGCAAAUGAUCAUCUCCGUGGAUAGCAAUCAGGAUGGGCGUGUUGAUUUCUUUGAAUUCAAGGAUAUGAUGCGCAGCGUUCUUGUUCGCAGCUCUUAAUUAAAUUUUGAUUUUGAUUUUGAUUUUCCCUUUUCAUUUUCGUUAUUUACUUUUCGUUUUUCUGCAGUUAUGGCGGGAUUUCUCCAUGCGUGCAUAUGUUAAUAUGCCUAUCAUAUUCUUAACAUCCGUUGUUAAGGUUUUGUAAACAGACAAAUUUAUAUACUGGAAAGCCCAUCUCUAAUGUGAAUUUCCAUGUUUCAUAAA